AUGCACGGACAACCAGCUUUGCCCAUCAUCCUCAUCAACGGAUACCCAGACGUCCCGACGUCUGUCGUCGCCAACAAACUUGACGAUCAAAUCACGAUUUGGGAUGUCAAACGUCUCCUGGGACUCGGCUAUCGUGAAGACGGGGUCCCAGUCGCGCAGUCCAAAGAUUCGUUUAACACUUGUUAUGUGUUUACGGAUUUCAUUGUCGACGACUUGAAUGGGCAAAUCACCAUGGAGAAGUACAGCGAGAUGGCAAAAAAUCGCGGAUGCCCUUUGAUUGUCAUCAACCUCGUAUGCCAUCCAGGUGAGCGUCGCGGCAGGACGCCGAUGUGGAGGGGCCCCAAUGGUCUCUUCUGGACAGAACUCAAUGUCUCGACAGAAAGUGCCAAUUCGAUGGCGACGAAGAUUGCAGGCCACGCGACACUCGAGGCCUUUUCAUUUUGGCAUUGCAGUUGA
Messenger RNA from Fusarium venenatum, 456 nucleotides. RefSeq lists its product as uncharacterized. The record is from RefSeq and is a predicted model, not a curated record. NCBI's taxonomy places the organism in Eukaryota, Fungi, Ascomycota, Sordariomycetes, Hypocreales, Nectriaceae.